Molecule: messenger RNA, 1906 nt
Organism: Phlebotomus papatasi
Lineage: Eukaryota; Metazoa; Arthropoda; Insecta; Diptera; Psychodidae
Product: zinc finger protein 391-like
Exons: 4
Coding region: 329-1816 (495 amino acids)
Biological process (GO): regulation of transcription by RNA polymerase II
Molecular function (GO): DNA-binding transcription factor activity; RNA polymerase II cis-regulatory region sequence-specific DNA binding
Source: RefSeq, a predicted model, not a curated record
UCCAUGCUGAGCACAACGAAUGUUCAGUCGGGUUACGUCAUUUUCUUUGCAUAAACAGCCAAAAUAAUUAUUUUUCCGUCUUUUUCGGACCCUGAAAUCUUACAAGAUCACUAAUAAGACCACCCAAAAAGUAAUAUAGAAUUAGGGGAAUGUGUUUCAAUUGUAAGUUUUGAAGAAUUUUGUGGAAAACCCUGAAAACUCGAAGAAAGUGUUUGGCUUUUUGAAGGGUAUUGGAAGUAUUGUGAAGUUCGUGGCGUGACAUUUGAUUUGUUGAAUAAAAUUGGCUGAAUUUAGCAGCACAUCAUUUGAAAAAUAUCUUCCGGAAAGCAUGGCAGAAUAUGUGAUGCAGGCCGAGGAAGAGACGGAGGAGAUGUUUGAGUGCAGUCGUUGCCAGAUGAGCUUCACAUCGGUAAUGGAGCAUGUCCGGAAGUACCAUAAUGGUCAGAAUGUGGUGAUUGAGAUGGACGAUGGAUUGGAUCAGGAGACCAAUGAGCAGGAAAAUGAAGAAAUUGAGCGGUUGGAAGAGGAGUCGGAGGAGGAUCUGGUUGAAUAUGUGAGUGAGGAGGAUUCUCAAGUCAUUAAAAGUGAGCCAGAGGGAAUUGAAGAGGAAGAGCCUCCACCAAAGCCACAAAUUGUGGAAAAAAUUAUACAUCCGACGGAGGUAUGUCAGGUGAAAUCAGAGAGGGAUUCCAGUGGAGGAACAUCUUCAAAAGCUGCCACAGAAGAUGCUGGAACUUCAAAGGAGACUGUGGUGGAUGAAGAUUGGUUCCCGGAGCUUGAAUUGGAUUACAAGUGCAAAGAAUGUGGUACAGUCUUUGCAAAUAAUAAAUCCCUGAGGCUCCAUCUGAAGAUGCAUAAGCCAGUUCAUCAGAAAACUAUUGAGGAAUCCAUUCAGAGUGACAUGCGCGGGGUGAAGGAGGAGGCACCAGAACAGAAGACAACGUUUCACUGUGAGAAGUGCAAUAAGGACUAUGAUGAGGCCUUCUUGGCCAUGCAUUUGAAGAUGCACAGUGACGAACCCAGCUACCUCUGCAGCAUCUGCAACAAGAAAUUCGAGAGUGAAGAACACUUCGCGAUGCAUCAGAAUGCCCAUCAGGAACUGAGAACGGUGUACGGGAAGCAGACCAGGAAGAAGGAUACUCCUAGGCCCUACAGCUGCCAGUACUGCGACAAGAAGUUCAUUCGGCCACAUGAGAAGGUCAAGCAUGAGAGGAUUCACACUGGGGAGAAGCCACAUGUCUGUGAGGUCUGUGGGAAGUCUUUCCGGGUAGUCUACUGCCUCACACUCCACAUGAGGACUCACACAAUGGUGCGCCCCUACGUUUGUGCUACUUGCGGCAGAAGAUUCAAAGCUCAUGCUGUGUACAAUCAUCACUUGAAGACACACAGCGAAGAACGCAACUACCCUUGUCCCUACUGUCCGAAGAAAUUCAAGACAUCAGUUCAGCUGGCUGGACACAAGAACAGCCACACGAAGCCAUUCAGCUGCACCGAAUGCAAUCGUCCCUUUGCAUCGCUCUACUCUGUGAAGGCGCACAUGGAGAUGCAUCGGAAGCCGGCAAAUGGCCUGAGAUACAAAUGUUCCAUCUGCGGAGCAACUUACGCUAGAAAUUCUUCCGUUAAGGAUCACAUCAAGGAAGCUCAUCCUGUUACGGAGGGUGAGGAACUUUUCUCCGACGUCGAACGCUCACAGGCAAUUCCUGUUGAGAUUCUUGACGUGGAAAAGGAUAUUACGGGGACAAAUGUACCGAUAGAAUUGCAAGUUGAAGAGAUUGAUGACGAAGUGCUGAUGGGCGAGGCCGAAUGGAUAAAUUAAAAAGGCGAUUUAAUUGUAUUUUAAAUGCUCUAUUAUAUAUAAUUAUCAAUCCUCUGAAAAGGUAUAAUAAAACGAUAUUUCCUUCGAAAA